AUAUACACAUAACGAAUCUCUAUCAUACGCAAUAAAAUAAUACACUAAGAAAAAAAUGUCUAUUUCCGCAGAAGGUGCUCAGUUCCUAGAGCAGGUAGACCAGAAACCGGAUGUGCAUCGCCUCCCUAGUGGGAUGAGGUUCAAAAUUAUCACGAAGCCUCAAAACGUUAACAACGCAAAGUCACCGACAGUGGCCGACAACUGCUCCGUACACUACCAUGGCACUUUAACCAACGGCAAAGUGUUCGACUCCUCGAUGGAACGAGGCAAACCCACGACUUUUGCGCCUAAUCAAGUCAUUAAGGGUUGGACGGAAGCCCUGCAGUAUAUGGUGGAAGGUGAAGAGUGGGAGGUGUAUCUACCCCCAAAUUUGGCGUACGGCUCCCGCGGCGCCGCAGGCGUCAUUCCGCCCGAUGCGACUUUGAUUUUUAAAAUCCGUCUGCUAAAGGUGCUACAGGGCGGCAAAAACGGCAGCGUGGCACACGAAAAUCUUGAAAAGGCCAUUGGUAAGAGCUACCCAGAUUUGUGAUAUAUAUAUAUAUAUAUAUAUAAUUCUAUUUAUUUGCAAACAUAAGUUGUUUAUUGGCUAAAAAAAGUAAAGUGAUAGCAAUAAUAAAAACCUUGCAUCAAUGUGCUUUCACCAUAAACAUACAAUCGAUUGGAUCCUUUAUUCUGUCUCCUGAAAAGUAAAGUCUUCUACCCAGUUUUUUUUUUCAGUGAUUGCCUGUAUGGGGGAUCGGAAUAGUCGUUGUGCUAGUCAAGUUUAUUACUAUGAAUCUUUCUCGAGGACUCUCUAUUUUUAAGCUUCAGUAUGUGAAACGGAAAAAUGAAAGAGAAUGCUGAUAGUAUGUUAAACUGAAUCAAGGAUUAAAUAGAUGUUUUCAAUAAAAGAAGGCAAGAUGGGAAAGCUGGUCAAGUGUAUGAAAAUGGCAAUGGUAAAGCGAAAUUUAUUGAAGAUGUUAUGCUAUUUACUAUAUCCACACAUGAGGAUAGCAUAAACUAUGUUUCAAUAUAGUUGAUAUUUCCUUA
This is a messenger RNA of Phytomonas sp. EM1, 1029 nucleotides long. Lineage: Eukaryota; Euglenozoa; Kinetoplastea; Trypanosomatida; Trypanosomatidae. The record is from the annotation of a GenBank genome assembly.